CUUUUUAUUUUCGUUCAAACUAUUUAUUCAUUGAUAAGAUCGUACUGAUUUAUUUCGACUACUAUUACUACUAGCACUGGUGUCAAAAAAUUUGAGAUUAUAUAAGGAAAUAUGUUUGGCGGCAGCGGCAAGAAAAAAGAAAACGAUUUAGAGGACGAACUGUUUAUAUUUACUCGCUAUAAACCGGGAGGAUUGGACUCACUCUGUAAAGGCAGUCAUUUCAAUAAAAAGGAGAUUCGCCUAAUGUAUCAGGGAUUCAAACAAGAGUGUCCAUCAGGAUUCUGUACUGAAGAGGAUUUUAAGCUUAUUUUUGCUAAAUAUUUUCCACAGGGAGAUGCGACAAAAUACGCACAUCUUGUCUUUAAGACAUUUAAAUCAUUGAGUUGUCAUCAAACAGGAGUUCUUAACUUUGAGCAAUUUUUAAACAUGUUAUCAUCACUAUCUCGAGGCUCAUUGCUUGAAAAGUUGCGGUGGAUUUUUGCCUUAUAUGACAUCAAUGGUGACGGCUUUAUAAGCAAACAGGAGAUGUUAGUCAUUGUUAGUGCCAUUUAUGAUAUGCUCGGCGAUUAUGUGAUUCCUUAUGUCGAUUCUGUGGCGCCUAAAGAUCACGUCGAGAGACUGUUUCACUUAAUAGACGCUGAUAAAGACGGAGUCAUCUCUUUUGAUGAAUUUACUGAAUGGUGCAAAAAGGAUGAAGAUAGAGCUCAGGCAUUGCUAAUGUUUGAUACAAUUUUCUGAUCGAUUAUUUAAAAGACA
Oppia nitens is the source of this 756-nucleotide messenger RNA. Its product is annotated as Kv channel-interacting protein 4-like. Gene Ontology annotation, molecular function: calcium ion binding. The record is from RefSeq and is a predicted model, not a curated record. NCBI's taxonomy places the organism in Eukaryota, Metazoa, Arthropoda, Arachnida, Sarcoptiformes, Oppiidae. The coding region runs from base 112 to 738 and encodes 208 amino acids. The transcript has 10 exons.